Messenger RNA from Oxyura jamaicensis (ruddy duck), 826 nucleotides. It is a transcript of the gene PRLH, whose product is annotated as prolactin releasing hormone. Gene Ontology annotation, molecular function: prolactin-releasing peptide receptor binding; neuropeptide hormone activity. The coding region runs from base 102 to 797 and encodes 231 amino acids. The record is from RefSeq and is a predicted model, not a curated record. NCBI's taxonomy places the organism in Eukaryota, Metazoa, Chordata, Aves, Anseriformes, Anatidae. Gene Ontology annotation, biological process: feeding behavior; response to peptide hormone; G protein-coupled receptor signaling pathway. The transcript is spliced from 2 exons.
CGGCAGGUGUCUGCAGAAAUAAAACCCAUUGCCCAGCCCACGCUGCCCCGCGGGGUAUUUGUGCUUGGGCACUGACCUCGCUGCCUGGGCGCCGCACCACGAUGCGCCCCACGAUGCCCCCAGCAAACCCCACGUGCCCGCGGCCACGCGAUGCCCUUCUCACCUCUGUCCCUCUCUUUUUUCCAACUCCCCCUGGGACAGGGAUGAGCACCGUGCUCCAUGCCCUUUGCAUCCCUUUAUUGCCCCGACUGGGCUGGAUUUCCCCACGGCCACCAGAGGAGGGGACGCGCUCUCUCCAUCACCACCUGGAGCAAACCCCGUGGUUUUAUCUCUGUCCCACCGCCAUCCCUUUGCUCCUGCAGCCACCUCGGGGGUCGCCGUCACCGUGUCCUUGGCCAGAGCCGUCGUGGGGGCAAAAUCCUCUGGGGAUGAAGCUGGGGGCCACCUGCCUUGUGUGCCUGCUGCUCGCCUGCCUGGCCCUGCCCGCCGCCGCCACCCGCAUCCGCUCCAUGGAAAUCAGGAGUAAGGAGAGCAGCAGUAAGGGACUCCCCCGAGACACCCCCCCCGCCCCGCACCCCCAGCCCCUCGCCGUGAAUCCGGGGGGGACGGAGGGAGGGGGCCGACGUGCAGACCCGGACAUCGACCCCUCGUGGUACACCGGUCGUGGGAUCAGGCCGGUGGGGAGAUUCGGGCGACGGCGAGCCUUGGGAGAAGGCACCCAGCUGGGGGGGGGCGGCUUGCGGCCAGUCUGCGCCCCUCUGCACCCCCAGCCCCCCCGGGGGGAGCGCAGCGCCUGAGCUGAAGAUGGGGGACCCCAAUAAAAGCC